Messenger RNA from Spirodela intermedia, 8850 nucleotides. The record is from the annotation of a GenBank genome assembly. NCBI's taxonomy places the organism in Eukaryota, Viridiplantae, Streptophyta, Magnoliopsida, Alismatales, Araceae.
AUGGCGGGGGCUUCCUUUCAUUUCCCGCACCGCCAGUUCUUCGCCGCCUCGUUGACGGGAAGCGGCAGCGGCAGCGGUGGUGGCGGAAGAGGGGGAGGCGCGGCGCCUCCUCUGCCGGAGAAGCUACAGGACAAGAAGGUGCUCAUCUUGGGAGGGACGGGGAGGAUUGGGAGCUCAACUGCAAGAGCCCUCACCGAAAUCUACCCCCCCCUCCGCCUUCAUAUCGCUGGCCGGAACAGGUGAGUAUCCGGGUCCUUUCCUCGUCGAGCGCCCCUCCGUUGUGUAGUACACUCGGAGUGGAGGUUAGAAUGAGGGCCCUUCACGGCGCUUAGACGGUUGCACUGAAUUAUGAGGAAAUAAUUAUGAUCUAAAAAAUGUAGUAAGUUUUUGGAACAGUCGUGCAUUGUGUGCACAGAUAUCUCUCAGUAAAUAAUAUAAGCUAGGUCUGAAUUCGGUCCUUUUCGCGUUCUGUAAACAUAAUGCUCUUAUGUUUGCUCAAAAUGUAUUAUUACAAUGUUCUCAGUGGAAAUCAUCCGCUGUCCACUUUUUUUAUCUGCUUCCUGUCUUAUCUUUUUCUAAAUCAGUUCGCCAGGAAUUGAAACAAUCAACAAAGAGAAGGUCAAGCUCCAUGAGUGGAUACAUACGGAUAAUUUGCAAAGCAUGAUGGCUAUGGUGCGAGAAUUUAGAGACAAGAAUUGAUGAAAAGUUUUGUAAUUGUAAUUGCACAGGUGUCUAAAUUUUGAUCAGUUCAUCCCAGUAGAACAGAAUAUUUCUUUAAUCCUUUAAGGAAACAUGAACUACUAAUUUUAUCUUCUUUUCUGUUCAUUUAUUUUUUGAGUUGAUUCAAAAAACUUAGUUGAUAUCGACUAUAUAAAAAAAACUUACUUGUCCAACACUAGUUGGCAUCUCCAAGAAGGUUAUUCCAUCUCUCUAUUGCUUUACUUGGAUGCAUAAUUUAUCCUUGCAUAAACUUAAACAAUAACCAAUGUUAAAAUUUCAAGAUAGAAAGAAAACCGGAAUCUACAAAUUAAAUGUUGCCUAAGCCGAAAUGUGGAUACCACGGUCCUCUUAAAUAUUGUAAACACUCUUCCUUUCUAUGGCACACGUUGAUGGUCGUAUCUGCAAAACCUAAGGGUGGAUGUGUUUGUGCAAGGAGUAUGCAUAUUCUAGGCAAUUUAGCCCCCGGCCAUUUAUUCCUUCACUUUUUGUCUUUUAUGGAAAAACUAAAAUGCAUAUGUUUCUUGGACAGGGAAAAGGCAAGUUCUGUACUCUCUACGCUUGGUGAAAAUGCAAAGUUUGUUGAGGUUGACAUUGACAAUAAAAAGUCAUUGGAGGCAGCUCUUGAUGGUGAAUUAAACUGUCUGAAUGAUUAUUGUUUUCAGCAAUAUUAUUAUGCGUUGAGAAUCUCAGAUUUUUUUUUAGGCAUGGGGAUGGAAUAAUAGAUAAUACCAGAGCAAAUUAAUUCGUACAUUAAUGAGAAUUGGAGACCGUUGAAGGUAGGAAAUUGAUUCUUGUACAUGCUUUAUUCAAUGGCCUUCAACUUCUUCUGAAUGACAUGAAAUUUAGGAGACAUAUUUUUAAAACUAGUUUGUACUUCAUUUGAAGAAAUGAAAGGAUAUACUGCUGAGGAGACCAUAAAAUGCUGAAAAAUUACUGAAAUAAUCCUUAAAUAUUUGUAACUACUAUGAGGUGUAUCGAAAUACAUAUUGUCCUUUGUGAAUACAAAGCAUCUUUGCAAGACCAACGCCUUUUUUGGAUUAGAAUUAAGAAACAGGUUCAAGUUGAUGGAAUAACUCAGAUCCAUAUGUUGUUCGAAAAUAAUUUUGGGUGUAAAAGGAUGUAAACCCUGCCAUGUUUCUUAAAAGAGUGAUAUUUUUUUAUGCGUUGAAAAAUAGCCCACCCCCCCAAUUAUCGCAACAAAAAUUAGGUUUAUCCUCUAAUGAUUUCUCCUUUAAAGUGAACAAUUUUUUGGGAGACGAUUAUUAAUUUUUUUAUGCAUAGUAGGAACUUUUUUUGGGAGAUCACCAUUAAGUUCCGACACUGAUGGAUUUUAGAUUCUCAGAAGUAGAGUGCUAACCUUCCUUUCAUUCCUGCGUUUUUUUUGCAUUAGGUGUGGACUUGGUUGUUCAUGCAGCAGGCCCUUUUCAACGGGCAGAGAAUUGUAAUGUAUUGGAUAUUGCAAUUUCAACUAAGGUGAAUGUUUUACACUCCCGUUUUUCUUCUGCAUUAUUACUGAUAUUUACCUUAAUAGUGGUCUAAAAUAUUUGUUAAUAGCUUGAACUUAAUAAGUAAAAAAUCAUUGAUAAGGUUGAAAAUAGAAUUUAUUGAGACAUCUAAGUUAAGUCACGAAAUUUCUGGUCAAUUAAUCCCCAUGUAUGCCUUUAUGCCUGCUUUAGUCUCUAGAUUUGAUGGUACAGGUAAGUUGCGUGGACUUAUAGAUCCCAUAAAUGCUCACGUCUUUAUUGAAUAUCAUUUUCAUAUUUGUCACAAUUAAUAGAUUUGAGUCUUCAUGCAAACCCAUCUUCCAUGCAUGGUUUCUGGGUUCACUAAGGGUCAGAAGCACACUGUCUGAAAGUUAAAGUUGUUAGCUGCUUACAAUAAAUCACCAUCAUCUCUGACUCAGUUUGUGGUAAUUGAUUAUGCUUCUCAAAUUUGUUGCAUUAGACGGCAUACGUCGAUGUCUGUGAUGAUGCGGACUAUGCAUGGCGGGCAAAGUCCCUCCAUGCCACAGCUGUAGCUGCUGAUGUUCCAGCAAUAACAACUGCUGGAAUUUACCCUGGAGUGAGCAAUGGUAAAUUAUCUAUCACUCUUUCUUUCAUUUUAGGUAAGUAUUCUGAGGAGCAUUUGCCAAUCAAUCUACUGCGAUCUGUUUUCAAUCUAUAUCCUUCCCUGUUAAACGGAGUUAUAUUCAUUUUCUGUCUCACUUGAAGCACAGCCAGAUCUAGGGUACCUAAUUUUCGCAAUUGUAUGAGAGUGGCUAACUUUCGAUUUGUGGCGCUACUAUCUCCCUUAAUACUUGUAAGUUGCCAGAUCAACGCUAAUCAGAUAAAAAUUUCGGUCGGAGGUCAUAACAAUUUAGAUUUCAAAGAUAUUCAAGUUCCGAAUCAGGAUUUUAUGAAGACCGAAUUAUCAGUUAGGCAUGGAAAGAUUUAAGACUUCAGGACUCGUGCCACUUUGGGAUAAAACCAGUAAAGAUAUUGAAACGAGUGGUAUAAACUGAUUAAGAAAACAGUGGUCACAAUGGCUUUCGUUUUCAGAUCAGUGAUGACACCAACAUCAAAUGAAGGCAAUGAAACUGUAAACCAGUGGCCAAUGGACAUAACUGGUUAAUGAAUUUAGUCGGUUGACAGACAAGAAAUUACUUUGGUGGCACAGUUAUGAUAUCAGUGAGAAAUACCUCUAGAAGUAUACUUUGAUCUCGUGCACCAUACCGUGUUAGCCGGGUUUUGUCUCCCUUGUAUAAAUCAUUCAAUCUUAUCGGUUAUCUUACUGAUUACUGGACUUUUGAUGCCUAUUCACAUACAGUUAUGGCAGCUGAGCUGGUUCGUGCUGCCAGAAGUGACAGACGCAGUGGAGAGCCUGCACGAUUGAGGUAUAUUCAAGCUUUGAUAGCUUCUGAUUGUCUUACUCAGAUCAUGGAGAAAACAUUUUCCUUCGGAGGUACAAGUUAAUAAAUAGAAAGGCAGAUGUAAGAAAAUGGGGAUGGUAAAAUCCUAACUUUUUCUCAUAGCCUGGUUACAAGGUGAAGCAGAUUUCUAUACUGCUUCUGAGUAAAUGUUUCUUAUUUUUUCUUGUAAGUAAUUCAGCGUACAUGAUAUUAAGAUAUUAUCUUCAUGAUAUGUUAAUAUAAGAACAUUUUCCUUUUUCAACUUUUUCCUUCGACUGAGUGUGACGUUUUAAACCUGGGUGAUAAAAAUAAAAUAUUUGACUCACCCAAAAGAGACUUGAGAUUUGUAGAGAAAAAUGAUAUGUAGACCAAAGGGUAUUGGUCAGCUGCUUAGUCAUUUUUAAUUCUCAUUUUGGCGAUAAAAAUUCGUGUGGGAAGUAACAUGUUGUCAAUGCUUUUGAAUUAAUUAUAAUUGCAUUAGAGACGAAUAAAAGGACAUUUCGAUGGUGAACAUCUUGGAGUUUCUUCUGACACCAGAUUGGGAUAUCUUUCAUCUUGUCAGAAAGGCUUUCAAGGGAAUAAUACCUUAUCUGCGAUGCUUCUUUGGUCUAUACUGAGGAGAUGGGUCAGGAAUUUUCUGCAUUUAUUUAGAAGUGUAUCGCUGGUAGCAUAUAUAUGCUGUUCACUGAGAGGGGUCAUAUAAGCUUCUGUAUUUGAACACAUAAUACAUUUCCUGAUAGAGCUCUUGAUCAGAAUUUGGGUAAUGUUUCUCGCUGACAAAGGACUUGAAAUGUUCUUAAGGUAGAGACUUGAGAAUCCUAGUGAGUGCUUCAUCGUGUGUGGAAGAGGAAAGGUUGAAGAAGAUUUUUUUUUUGUUUGAAGGAGCAUGUUUUCUCUUUUGAGUGAUUCUUUAAGCUCAAAGCUGGAUAGAGUGAUAAAGUUAUUAAAUUUUACCUGCUAUUUGUUUCAUGAAUGUGCAAUUGGUAAAUGUCUUAAAAUCCAGCAAUUUUGAUUACUUGUACUGGUUCUGAAACUACGUUAAAAGUAAAUAGGCUUCUGCAAUAGUUUUGGGUAAUUGUGGUAGCGAAGUGUCAAUGAUUAGGUCAAAACUAAGGGAAAAUUGGAAAAGACCAAAAAAGAAAUAUUACAGCAGAUUUCUUAGCGUAUUCCGAUGUUAGAAAGUUGGAAUCUGUCAUCUGUGAUUCACAAAGAACUCAUACCCAUUAUGGAACGUUUCUAAAUAGCUUUUCCAGUGGUGGGUCAGACCCCAGAGUUUAAUGCCGAGUUCCAUUCCAAUUGAACAAGAAUAAGAAGAGUAUCAACUAACUUUUUUGAUUUGUGUUCUCCUUUUUAUUACUCGGGCAGAUACUUGCUGAAUCUGAGCUUCUCUGAAUGGGGUCUCAGUCAGAUUUCAGAGCAGUCCCUAGAUGGAAAGGGCUCGUUCCAACCCGGAUCAUCCAACUCAAAGAGAAAUGAAUUGAUGUACUAUUGUGUCCUUGGUCAUAACUCAUGCUAGAUGACAACUCUUAGCUCAGAUCGUCGAUCCUCAGGAGAAAGUAGUGAUGUCUGACAUGGUCGAAGUAGUGGGAGAUAAUUGGGAUGCCAUCCAUGGGUGCCUUAUCAGAGUUGUUGAGCAAUGGAUUUACUCAAAAUUGUCCAGGUCAGUGCUGAUAAUAGAACUUUCCACCACUCGAGCAUUUCUGAAGAGGAUCAAGCAACAAUGCUCCUAUUUAUUUCAACUAUUAAAGACUAAUGAGAUACAAAUGGAGACUUUAUUUUCCCAGUCUAUUACACAUCGGGCCAAUGGUACAGUACAUCAUAUGAAGGAUGCAACAUUUGUUAAUCAACAAAACUCCAUGGGCAUUCCAAGGAAAUUUUAAUUUCAAAUGAUCACUGGCACAAAUCUGGUGAGUUUCGAACAUUAUUCUCCGCAAAAUAUUCACACUCUCGCAAUGCAGACGAACGCAUUGUAUGAUCUUUGCAGUCACCCUCCAUAGCACAAAACUGUCCCUUACUUUUAGCAUGCGUUUCUGUGCCAUAGCUCUGGUGGGAAGUCUUUCGUUGCUUAAUUUCUUCUAAGCAAGUUUUGCUUUUCGGAAAACUUGUUCUUGUUCUCUGAACUUACCACAGAUAUCUAUAAUCCUUGAUCUUUAUACAUUUGAGGUGGCAUGAAAAUUCCGCUGUUAAGUUGUAAAGUUGUAGGAAUGCUAGCAUCAAAUACUUGAUGAGAGGAAAAAGUGCCAUUUAUAAUUAUCUGGUUUAAAUGAAAUCCCGCAAAGUCGUUUGGAAAAGAGAUAUUAAUUGUGGUUUUACACUAUGGCAAUUGACAUGUUUUUCUGACUGCUGCAUUUGGCAUAGCAGCUCUAAAUCUCGUGAUCAACUUAUCCUCUUGCUUGACUGCGAUGUACUGUACUAUCAUAUCAAGUCCUUUUUAUGUCCCAACACUGAGGUAGUUCUUGAAAAAGCGAGCUUCUUAAUGUGCAAGCUUAUUAUGCCAGUUUUUAUAGUCUAGUAAUACUUUGGAAGGGUUGCUGCUGCCUUCAAUGUUCUGCUUCCCGUAUUAGUUUUUUUUUUUUCUACUUUUAAUUUGUAGCUUAUUGCUGCUUAGUGUUGAAUUAGUGGUUCCUGCAAAUAGGUUUUUGAAACAAAGGCAACUUCCAUGAUACAAUCUCUCUUUCAGAUUCUUCUAUUUUACUGCGGGAACCGGUGGUGCUGGCCCCACAAUACUAGCCACAAGUUUUUUGCUUCUUGGAGAAGAUGUCGAGGCUUAUAAUAAAGGUAAGUCUCACACGACUGAUAUUGGGUAAUUUUGACUCUAAAGCGUACUGAUAUUUUCGAGUUAUUUCAGCUGCUAAUUUUGAUCCUAAUCAAUUGAUCAGGAGAAAAAAUCAAGUUAAAGCCUUAUACUGGAAUGAUGAAUAUUGACUUCGGAAAAGGCAUUGGAAAGAGAGAUGUUUACCUCUUGUAAGUUGCAUAAAAAGAUUGUAAAGGCAUGAUCAGCCAACUUGUAUCCUUGAGAGAAUCGGUGAUUUUGACACAACACUUUUCAAUACUCAUGUGUUGCCACAGAUUGAUUAUACUCUGUGGCCUGACCCCUUAAUCUAUAAUCUUAAAAAAAUCUUGGAAUAUGUCAAUUUUUGAGAAAAUAAAUCCAAGAAAAGGAAAAAAUAGUUCAAUUUGUUGUACUUUAAUCGCAUUUCUCAAUUCUCGGGCACUCUAGUUUGCGGCCCUCAUUGUUUGCCAGGGAAAUUUUCUUAAGGAGAUAUUUUCCAUCGCUACAUUCAUCAAGCUGAUUUUCUUAGCUAUUUUAUUCUUUCAGGAAUUUACCUGAGGUAAGCAGCACCCAUAAAGUAUUGGGGGUACCCACCGUUAGUGCCCGGUUUGGCACGGCUCCCUUCUUCUGGAAUUGGGGAUUAAUAGCUGUGGGAAAUCUUCUCCCAGCGGUAUGCCCUUCUUCUCCCAGAAUUUUUUUUAUGAGAGAAUAUGGUAGAUAUUUCACUCUACUUGGAUGAUGAAAUGAUAAGUAUGUUUGAAUUGUUUUUAGUGCAAUCUAAUGCUUGGGAUUUUUUUUUUUUGAUAUUUCGAGGCUUAGAAAAUAGCUUAAACCAGAGUAACUAUCUACCUUAUGCAACAGGAAACUAACCCUAUUUAUGGAGACCUAAUUUAUGUUAUAAAACUAACCUUUUGACUCUAGUGUUAUGAAUUUAUAAAAUAUGGAGAUAGAUAAUCUAAGAUGGACGGCUUGCAUGGACUUAAACCUCAUGGAAGUCAUUUGAGAUGACUCUGACGUGUAUUUAAGAGGACCGAUGGGAUUACCUAAUGAGAGAUAUUUUCUCCAUUUUAUGAGGUUCAGAGAAAGAUGAGGAUACCAAAAUAACUGUCAAAUUACGCAUGGUAAGUGCAGAAAUGAUGUGUAAUAGAGUGGAAUGGCAGGAGAAAAAUCCAUACCCUGACAGUGUUGUUGACGUUUCCUUGAAUAUUCAUUCACCACUACAGUUUUCUUCAAUCAGCUCGAAUGUUUUUCUGCUUUAACUUUCUAAAAGGAGAUAAAAUUUGAGUGUGCCUUAUCAUGUUCUCUGUUUUGAAUUAUUUGAGUGUGACUUUCUAAAAGGAGAUAAAUUUUUCAAUAGAUGUAAUUCAAGAAUUAUUUUACUCACAGUCAACUGCUGCGAAAAAUGUCUUGGAAAUUCAUUAAUGUAAGUUCGUAUUGGCUCAUGGAGUGAUCUAACGCGAGGAAAACUGCAGGAGUUUCUACAAGAUAGAAGCAAAGUCCAGAAAUUGGUGCAAAUUUUCGAUCCCAUUGUGCGAGCAACUGACGCCCUUGUCGGAGAGCGCGUGUCAAUGAGGGUCAGUAGCAUAUAAAUUAUUUUUAUAAUAAUAUUAAGCAUAAUUUCUUAAAUUAUAUGGACAAGAAGGAAGAUAAGCUGGACAUGCACUGUCAAUUAUCCUGAGGAGAAUUAUCUGAUUUUUUUUUUAUUGUCAAUAGGUGGAUUUGGAGUGUUCAAACGGCCUCAGCACCUUGGGUAUAUUCAGCCACAGGAGACUAUCUGUGUGAGUCAUAGCAUCCAAGAAACAUCCUUAUGCUGAAUAAAUUCCAAAUUUCUGCAUUAAAUUACUUCAUUAUUUAAGCUUGCAGUUUCAUUUAUAAUAUUUUCAUAUAUAUUGUAAUGAUCAAGGUGCCUAAAGAGGAAUAGAUUCCCCCCCCCCAAAAAAGAAAAAAAAGCUCAAUGAAUUGGGUGCCACAGGUCUUCUUUCUCUCACUACAUUUGAACAAUUUUCUUUCUACCCUCUUAUUUUCUCACCGCAGUUCAGUGGGGGUCUCUACGGCUGCAUUUGCACUAUCAGUCCUUGAGGGCAACUCACAACCUGGCGUCUGGUUUCCCGAAGAGGUAAGGCUUCUCCUGCACAGGAUGUCCUACCCAACGUCCCUCUUUGAUCUCCUGGCCAUUGAUCUUCCACAGGAAGGAGGAAUCCCCAUUGAGGCAAGAGAAGUGCUCCUCCGACGGGCCUCCCAGGGAACGAUCAAUUUUAUGAUGAACAAGUGAGAACUAUGGCCUUUUAAUCUCAGUUAUAUCCCAUGAGAACUAUGAUCUUCUCAGAUAGAGAGAGAAAAAAAAAAGAAAAAAAAAGAAGAGAGCUUUAGAUCUGUCUGGCGGCGCUCUCAUCUUCUUCCUCACUGAAACAGGCCGCCAUGGAUGGUGGAGACUGACCCGAAAGAGCUUGGUCUAGGUAUAUAUGUGUGA